This is a messenger RNA of Gymnogyps californianus (California condor), 1162 nucleotides long. Its product is annotated as phospholipase A2, membrane associated-like. The transcript has 5 exons. Gene Ontology annotation, molecular function: phospholipid binding; calcium ion binding. Gene Ontology annotation, biological process: lipid catabolic process; negative regulation of T cell proliferation; arachidonate secretion. Lineage: Eukaryota; Metazoa; Chordata; Aves; Accipitriformes; Cathartidae. Bases 238 to 918 code for a protein of 226 amino acids. The record is from RefSeq and is a predicted model, not a curated record.
CCCACUCGAGACGACGCUGAGGCCAAAGUGCCGCCUCUGCAGCUGGAACAAGGAUGCAACGACCUCUGCGGUGCCAGCUCUGCACCUCCUGGGCAUAAAUCGCUUUCGUCCUGUCUCUCCAGCCACCGAAGCCUGCGGCUUUUAAAACCAAGGCCAAGACCUUGACCGGCCUCAUCCAGAAGCUGCGUCGGCCCGAGAUGGAGACAGCUUCGUGCCCAGCCGACGAGCAGAAGCGAGAUGACGGAGGGAGCGUCGCCGCCGGCCGUGCUGGCGGCACGUCGCUGCGGGGAAACUCAAGUUUCUUGUAAAAGGGGAAGGAUGGGAAUGUUCUUUACCGAGGGGCCACUCGGCGAGACCUGCUGUGCGGCGAAUAGCGCCGUCAGCGCAGAUAGAGGAGGGGUUGGACCUCGCCAUCUAUAUAAAGAGAACCCGCUAAGCCGGCAGUCUUGGAGCUGUGAGGUCCACGCGGGGACCAGCCCGAGGAUGAAGAAUCUCCUUUUUGCCGUGCUCUUGGCUUGUGGGCUGCUGCCGGCUCGCGGCAGCGUUUUGGAGCUGGAGCGGAUGAUCAAGUCGACCACGGGGAAAAGCGCCCUGCUCUCCUACAGCUGGUACGGGUGUUUCUGCGGCAUCGGGGGCAGAGGGACUCCAGUGGAUUCCACCGACCGGUGCUGCCAUGCCCACGACUGCUGCUACAGGAAGCUGAGAGAGGGCAAGUGCAGACCCCUGAUAACCCCCUACCACUUCGACGUUGCCGACGGAGACAUCGUCUGCAGUAACGAGCAGAGCUGGUGCAAAAGAGAGACCUGCCUAUGCGACAAGGCGGUGGCUUCGUGCUUCGCGAGCACUUUGCAUUCCUACAAUAAAUCCUACAGCUUCUAUUUCAAGCUGAAAUGCCGAGGAAGUAAGCUCCAGUGCUGAGGAGGGGAAAUCUGCAUGCAAGGUUGCAGAUUUUGACUGGUUUUCCCCAUUGCUAUGGCAAGAAAAGCCUGAUGUGGGGGCUGAACGGAGCCGGAGCCAGCAAGGCUGCCCACAAGAUGAUGCUCAGGGUGAGAAAGGGCACGCGCACAUUAUGGAUGGAGAUCCCCCAGUUCCCAAAAAGACACAUCAGCUUCCAUUUUUUUGUCCCUUCCUCCUCUCUUUUCUCUCUCGAUUUCAUUUCCCG